UUAUGAACGUUACCCACAACCUACACCUCAAUAUCAUGUAUGUUGCACUCGACGAACGUUUGGAAUCUAAUUCCAAUGUAUUACCAGUGUGAAAAGUUUCGUAAAAAAAACUUCGUGCUUCAUUGCCUUGUGGGUUGAAAAUGAGGCGAAUUCUAAAGCGAAACCAUCAGAAAACUGAAGAUCAACGGAGUAUUGCACGUCCAUCACUAGAGAACAUUUCCCCUCUGAUACUGUGCAUUUUUAAAAAACGGAGUAGGAGGGCUUAUUCUGAUUGAUUCAUUACGUUAUAUCGCGUCUGACCCUUCAAACGUACGACUAUCGCAGUUCCGCCUUGCACGGCUGGACGCGCGAUCAGCAAUUGAAAGUCGAAGAAAGUUUCGAUGGGUUUCUAAGGUUAAUAUAAAUGAUGGAUUCUAAAUUCUUCACGCAGACAAUUACCAUUUUGGAUUGAAGAGAGCAGUGCUGUUGAUGUUACUCGCUUAACGUGAUAGUUUGCGAAAUUAUAGAAAAAGUGAUAACAUACGAAUCAUUUCGAUGGGCGCUAGACGUCGGAAAAAAUGUGUGCUUAAAGUAGAACAGUUGAAAAAUAUUCCCGGUGGUGUUAAUCAUAUUUUUUAACUGUGAAAAAGGUUUUGAAAGUGUGAACUUAGAAUGAAAUACCGGAUUUUAUUGGUAAAUGUGAAUAUCGCUCGCAAUUGAAAAUGUGAUCGUCGCUGGCGCUCUCAUUGCGUGUGUGUAUGUCAUGUCCGGUGAUCGUGUAAACAUCGACAUGAUAUGAAACGCCGACAUGUAGUAGAAAGUUGUCAUGGUGUAGGAUCGUGAAGCUGACUUGAAAAAAUCGAGCUCACGUUGAUGCGUUCUCGCAAGGCUCCGCGUUACCGGUACCCUGAAUAUUUUACUCUCGUAACGCACUAUUCAAUAUUUUACAUAAAAUCAGCUCAUGGGGCAAAAAUUUGUAAAGUGUCUACUAAAUAGUUUUCCCAGCUAUUGAUGGUUAUUCAAUAAUAAUCGCGAGUGUUUUUCGUCGAUUUUGCCGGCCGCGUCAAAUGCAACUUUUUUGGCAUUUCUCAAGUCGAGAUAACGUUCUAUAAAAUGCUAGUGUCGAUCAAUGUCCGCUUAUCUCGCUUUCGUACGACGUGAAAUCCGUUGGCGCUACCAUAUCUACUUAUCUAUGUCUAACUACAGAAUUUGUCUGCUAAAUUAAUUAAAUUCUGUCAUAAAACAUGAUGAAUUUGAUGAAGUUUUGUCGCAUAACGUGACCAAUUCAUGCCUUAAAACAUGAUGAAUUGGAUAAAGUGAUGUCGUGAAACGAAGUCGUAGAACACGAGGGAAGUGCGAUGUAUCUUAGGUGGAGGAGCGCCGCUCUCGUUGUGGUGGGGUCUCCUCGCCCCAUGUAGUCGCUAGCCUUCUUCUCCUAUAAAAUCACUAAAGUCUUCCAGAAUCAUGUGAUUUUUAAGCUAAGGUAACGUAACGAGUCUUCCAUUGAUAAGCCUUCGCGUUCAAUUAUAAGUCGUAUAAUAAGCUCAGUGUCGAUUAGAGUUACGGUGCUACACUUGGAUUAUGCGUAGGUCUGACUUCGUCAUUCAUGCCCUUCGAACUCUGUCUUCCGAUGAGAUUUGUAGUCUUUCUUGAGCGUCUUCCAAUGUACGUGAACGCUUGCAGUAGCUAAUCAUUCUUUAAGUAAAAUAGAUCGUCUUAAUUAAGGUUCGCGUUUGAAUAUCUGCCUUGGACAUCAUGCUCGUCAAGGCUCCUCCCGCCCUCUAAAACCCUCGGUGACCAAUGACGAAUUUCUUCAUUUGUUGGCUCGCAUCGUUAUGAGCCUUGGCCACCUCGUCCGACAGUUCGGUCGUCUUAUCCAUCCCUGUAAUUCAAGUUCGAAAGUUUAGAGCGUCUACGUUGUCGCUAAACAUCUCGUCAUAGUUGUAUUGUUACGAGAGCGUUUUAUCGAGACACGAUCAUGGUCGGAACUCCGAUGAAAAAUUAUGAAUAGACAAAUAUGCUAAAUUUCAAUCCCGCCGUACGGAAACGAUUUUUUCACCCUUAGACAUUUUAAGGGACGUUUAAAUUCCGCUUAUAUUGUAAAGCUAGAAUUAUCCGCUCGGAGUAAUGGUAUAGUUGUAAUGUCACGUCGCGGUGCGGUAGGAAGAUCGAACAGCCCCGGGCUAGCCCGAGACUCGAGCAGCUCGUGGGCUCGAUGUCUCGAAAUUUCGCGUGUACGCGAGGAAAAUCUUUACCAGUCGUCCAUCCGCCAGUCGAGCGUUGAAUUCCGUAAUGUGGACUGCGGUCGCCCAUCUCGCCGAGGACACUCAGUUCUAGGCAUCAGCAGGCCGGACCUGUCUCCUUCCCGUCGCCUGGCUUCAGUGAUCGAGACAGACGAUACCUCCUUUGCCAACUCGUCUUGCUCAAGCUUGAUGCCCGCGCUGCGUUCGUGCGUCACGAUAGCUCAGCGUUCCUCCACUCACCGCUCGUCGCCCACAGCGUCCAUCGCGAGCACUUCUGCCGCGCUAGCGACGGUGGACGAGCAAUGGCCGCGGAUGGUGGCCACGCUAUUAGCGCAGCAGUCUGCUCUGCUACAUAAGCUCGCUGCUGCCUCCGAGUGCCGCGCCAGCUCAGGCAGCGGUGCCGCUCUUGUGCCUCCUGUGAUGCUGCCGCGGCGUAAGUGGCGUAACCGACGGAACCGACAACGCAAGAGAUUACGGCGUCUGUUUUCGGCGACGGGUGCGUUUGUGUGCCCCGCGCCUGCGACGGUGGAAGAUAAAGAUGAUAAAUCUCCUCCUCGUCACGAGCGUUGCGAGAGAGACUCGUCUGUGGGUAGCUCGUCGCACAGCUCCCAGGACGAGCCGCCCGCUUCCAAAAUCCGCCAACACACUCUCAGGUCUUACGUCAGCGUUCACGAGACACACGCGGUGGCAGAGGCCCAGCACGAGAAGAACGCUAAGCUGAAGGAGGCGUUCGGCAUUUCCGAGUAUUUCGUGGAGGGUUCGUCGUUUGACCCGCAGCGGCGGGCGAAGGAAGAAGUCGUGCGUCAGGCCAGGGAGGCUGAGGAGGCGGCCAAGCGUGAGGCUGAGCGAGUGAAGGAGGCGGAGAGGCGUGAGGCGGCCAAGAAAGAGGCUGCUGCAGGAGGCGUCAAGACGUACGCGUGGGUACGGACUCCAUCACCUGAACCCUCCACCGCCACCACGGACUCCAAACUCAAGAAAGACAAAAAGAGAAAGAAGAAGAGGAGUCGAGACAGGUCGUCGAGCUCCGAGCCUCCGAAGAAACACAAAUCCAAGAAGCGGAAGCGGAACAGGAGCGCUUCACCUAAACGCAGCAAACACCCCAAAACAAAAGUGAGCAAGAAAAAGAAGAAGAAGGAAACCAAGACAAAAAAACGUCGCCACUCGUCCUCCUCGUCGUCUGAGUCUGUGGACGACUCUGACGUUCGGGAGAGUCGCAGCGGUCAGCGUGGAGAGCCUCGCAAGCGCUCAGCAUCUCCGUCUCGCGACGCGUCGUCUGGCCGCCGCUCCAGUGGCGUCAAGAAUUAGAGAGCACAGACCAGCACCAUCACCACCAAUACGAACAGCAGCAGCAGCAGCAAAAGACACCA
Messenger RNA from Hyalella azteca, 3589 nucleotides. Its product is annotated as serine/arginine repetitive matrix protein 2. The transcript has 7 exons. The record is from RefSeq and is a predicted model, not a curated record. The coding region runs from base 2121 to 3527 and encodes 468 amino acids. Lineage: Eukaryota; Metazoa; Arthropoda; Malacostraca; Amphipoda; Hyalellidae.